This is a messenger RNA of Paramecium octaurelia, 1085 nucleotides long. Lineage: Eukaryota; Ciliophora; Oligohymenophorea; Peniculida; Parameciidae. The record is from the annotation of a GenBank genome assembly.
AUGAGAGCAAACAACAUCAUAGUAUAAGAGGAACCGAAGCAAAAUGCCUUAGUUGGGUUUUUUAACACGUUGAAGUCCCUUAUCAAAUGCGAAUGUUUCAAAUAGUAAGAGGAAUUUUAAUUUAACAGAUUUAUGCCUAUGACCUAUAAUUAAAAGCCAAUAGCAAUUCCAAAACAAUCCCUUUAACAUAUGGGUAGAAAGACAUUGGUGAUCGAUUUGGAUGAAACUUUGGUUCAUAGUUCUUUCAAUUAUAUUUCAGAUCCGGAUUUUAUUUUGAAGGUUUGAAUUAUGUUUAUUAAGAGAUAAAAGUAAUGAAUGCAAAUUAUACAAUUUAUGUUAGAAUAAGGCCUGGUGCUGAAGAAUUCCUCAUAAAAAUGGCUGAAUUUUAUGAAAUCUUUAUAUUUACAGCUAGUAUUUGUGAAGUAUGUUAUUAAAUUUAUUUGAGUAUGCAAACCCUGUGAUAGAUAGGAUAGAUUAGAAGGGAGUUUGUGCUUUGAGGUUGUUCAGGCCGAAUUGUUCAAUAUUGAAUGGAGUCUUUGUGAAAGAUUUAUCGAAAUUGCAGAGAUCAAUAAACAACAUAAUAAUAAUAGAUAAUACCCACACUUCUUUUUCUCUAUAACCUAAGAAUGCUAUACAUAUAAAAAAUUACUUUGAUGACCCAAGUGACACUGAAUUAUUGGAUUUAAUACCGUUUUUAUAAUUGCUUAGUACAUUUGAUGAUGUGAGACCAGUAGGGGAAUAUUGGAAACAGUACAUCAGAUCAGAGAAGAUCAGGUAUACUAGAAAUGGAGAGUCAUAUGUUUAUGAUAGGAAUCGCAAUGAAUCAUAUGAUGUAUAGAAUGAUGAUAAUGAAUUAGGAAGUAGACCCUAUUAAUUAGACCAUCGAUUAAGCCAAGGAUGACCAGACGUUGUUGGGAAAGUAGCAAUUGAAACUGUAGACGAAUUUUGCAAUUGAUUAUGAUGAGGUGAAUGAUAUCACAGAGAAUGACGAAGAAAUCUAAUUUAGGAAUGAAUAGGGAAUUAACUCUCCGAAUUUAAACAAAUAGCAUUUUAAUGAAAUGGAUUAGAGUGAUUAAAAUUUAUGA